GCACAUCGCAUAUUCAUAUUUGGUGGUAAGAAAUGGAUCCCCGGAAAGCGGCUCCUGGAUAUACGGGCGAGGAACACCCUGAAAUCGUAGACAUCCGGGCAAUGCCACCUCAACCCAAGGAGCUAAAACCUGGCCAGGUCCCCGAAAAUCUUAUCAAGCAGUACUUCGAAGAGGGUUAUUUUCAACUGGAUAAAUUCUUUGAUCCGUCUACGGAGCUUGAUCCUUGCCGGAAAGCUAUCAAUGAACUGGUGGACGAGUUGGCUCAGAAACUAUACAAGGGCGGCAAAAUCAAAAAUUUGCAUGAAGAUUGUGGGGUCUUCGAAAGACUUACCAAGCUGGACGAAGAAUUUCCAGGUGCCAAUGUAUUACUUCACAAGACUGGAAAACUUCCAGAGGCUUUCAUGAAAAUUUGGGGUAACGAGAGGUUACUGAAUCUGAUGGAGCAGAUUCUCGGACCGGACAUAGCUGGAAUGCCAGACUGGAGUCUUCGAUGUAAGAUACCUACAACCGAAGCCGCUACGGUACCAUGGCACCAAGAUUUAGGCUACCAGAGUGUCGAUGCUUAUCAGACUCUUGUUGUGACAGUGUGGAUUCCAUUUGUUGAUGCUAAUGAACAAAACGGUUGCAUGCAGAUUCUUCCACGAGGCCAUUUGAAAGGCAAAGUUGGACGCCAUUAUAGUUGUGUUGGUGACACUUGGUAUGUUAAUUUACCGGAAGAGGAAAUGAAAAAUAAUCUCGGUGUUGACGUCAAAAACGCAAAAAUCUGUCCUGUUCCUUACGGUGGAAUACUAGUCUUCAGUAACUUCCUGUCACAUCGAAGUCUCGAAAAUUAUUCCAACGGAAUCCGAUGGAGCGUUGAUUUCCGAUUUAAGAAAACAGGUCUCCCGAAUGGCAUGCAUGGUCUGAAGGAUGAUGUCAUACUUCGCUCAUCCAAGGACCCGGAUAUGAAAAUUGACUGGAGCAUGUUUAAUUCAGUGGAAAGACUAAAACUUUUGCGCAACAAGGAUGGCAGCAUUGUAGACAGGAAGGAUGAUGAAUUCGACACCAUUAUUUCUGGUCCCUGGAUUCGGAAGUGGGAACUUGUCCAUUCGAACAAACAUACGGACCAAGCUUGGAAAGAAUACAUGUAGUUCAUGAAAAAAGACAAAAUUUCGACUGGAUUGAAUAUGGAAAUUAAAAGUAGUAAACACA
Saccostrea echinata is the source of this 1191-nucleotide messenger RNA. RefSeq lists its product as uncharacterized. NCBI's taxonomy places the organism in Eukaryota, Metazoa, Mollusca, Bivalvia, Ostreida, Ostreidae. Bases 33 to 1130 code for a protein of 365 amino acids. The record is from RefSeq and is a predicted model, not a curated record. The transcript has 9 exons.